This is a messenger RNA of Apus apus (common swift), 1640 nucleotides long. It is a transcript of the gene MED6, whose product is annotated as mediator complex subunit 6. Gene Ontology annotation, molecular function: transcription coactivator activity. The transcript is spliced from 8 exons. The coding region runs from base 72 to 812 and encodes 246 amino acids. The record is from RefSeq and is a predicted model, not a curated record. Gene Ontology annotation, biological process: regulation of transcription by RNA polymerase II. Gene Ontology annotation, cellular component: mediator complex; core mediator complex. Lineage: Eukaryota; Metazoa; Chordata; Aves; Apodiformes; Apodidae.
CGGUAGUCGGCGCCGCUCUAUCCGCUCUCUGUGGUGGCCUCCGCCGCCGGGCGGAAGUGCGCAGCGCAGCCAUGGCGGCCGUGGACAUCCGAGAUAAUCUCUUGGGAAUUUCCUGGGUUGACAGCUCCUGGAUUCCCAUAUUGAACAAUGGGAGUGUGUUGGACUAUUUCUCAGAGCGAAGUAACCCCUUCUACGACCGAACAUGUAACAACGAGGUCGUCAAAAUGCAGCGGAUGACCUUGGACCAUCUGAACCAGAUGGUUGGAGUGGAGUACAUCCUUCUUCAUGCUCAGGAGCCCAUCCUCUUCAUCAUCCGAAAGCAGCAAAGGCAAUCUCCAACACAAGUUAUUCCCUUGGCUGACUACUAUAUUAUUGCUGGAGUGAUUUAUCAGGCACCUGACUUAGGGUCUGUCAUUAACUCCAGAGUUCUCACUGCAGUGCAUGGAAUUCAGUCUGCUUUUGAAGAAGCCAUGUCCUACUGUCGCUAUCACCCAUCCAAGGGCUACUGGUGGCAUUUCAAAGAUCAAGAAGAACGAGAGAAAGCUAAACCAAAAGCCAAGAAGAAAGAAGAACCAAGUUCUAUUUUCCAAAGGCAACGGGUAGAUGCUUUGCUUUUAGACCUAAGACAAAAGUUUCCACCCAAAUUUGUUCAGCAAAAGCCUGGAGAAAAGCCUAUCCCAGUGGAUCAAAUAAAGAAGGAACCAGAACCAGCCCCUGAAGCUGUCAAGCAAGAGGAAAAAGAGACUGUAAAGAAUGCUCAGCAGAGUGCUGGCACUAAAGGACCACCUGAAAAACGGAUGAGGCUCCAGUGAAGGGAGAAGUCAUUACAUGUCUGGAUUUAGUCAGUACCUGGAAGACAGGAGAUUCUUGCUUCCCUUUCUUUAAGAUCUUCAACUGAGACUGACAAUUCAGGGACUGACGUCCCUGUAACAACUUUUUCUGUAGAAACCUGUCACACAAAUGUUAAUGUCAGAGUGUGAGCUGCCUCAGAGAAGGUGUUUUCAGUCUUCAUCUUAUUUUGAAUGUUGGCUUCUGGGAAUGGUUUUUACACAGACAUAUUUGGCAGCCUCCUGAAAUCUUUAUACACUCUUGCAUCCCUUAUGUCUUGUUUUUCUAUGUAAAAAGAAAAACUUUUAUAUUAAAACCACCCAGAAUUCUUGGCAAAUAAAACUCCUGGCUGCUGGAAUGCCUUUCUGAAGUGCUUGCUUUGUUAGUAGCAAAUACACCGUGUGUGUUGGCAACAUUUUUUUGAUUGGAUAUUAGAACGUAUUGUUUGCAAUUUUAAGGAAGAAAAGUUCAAGGAUUUAGGCUGCCUAGUAUAAAUUGCUGUGCUUUUAGUAUGGUUGUGAUAUAGAGAAAAGAUUUGAUAAUGGGAGGCUUAGAUCCAUGUAACUAGAUGCCAAAAUAUUCUCAGUCUCUAAAUGUUCUUGAGCACUCAUUUACCAUAAUGGCUAAGUUGGUGUUUUACUAUAAAAGCUAGUGUUCUGUGAGAGAGGUUUAUGAUGACAUAAAACCAGCUAAAAUAUCUUACUGUUGCCUACUUAGUGAAGCUGUUUAUAUUUCUCCUUUUUUCACUGUAACUUAAAUAUAUCAAUUAAAUCUCUUCUUCUGUGCUUCUAGCACUUUCUUGUUGCAUCUGA